GGAGAAAAACUCCCACGCGGCGUCGGCUAACAACGGAAACGUCGUCGUCGUCGUCAUGGCGAGCUAACGGGAAUCGCCAAGUAGCCCGGAUGAGCGUUCAGUCGUGUCCGUACAUUUCCAAAAUGUCAACCGUCGACUGUGACGUGUGUCGCAUUUGUCUGCACCGGCGAGGCCUCCUCGAUGUUGUCGUCGCAGGUGCGCCGACUUCGGUUUGUUUCGCUUCUCCGAAUGGCGCAGAACGCCACCUAGCUGCUUUCUGUUUGGAGGAAUGAAGGAGUUACAAUUUGCUUAGAUUAAAAUUUCAAAGCUCGUUGCUGAACCCCCCUCCACAACAUGUCCCAGGACAAGAGUGGCUACCCCACUAUGGGGGAGUCCAACCCACUCCACAACAACGUCUACGGCCCCCCGCAGCCGGGCUUCGGCAUGCCGCCGCCCAACUACAGCCAGGCCCCCGGGGGCCCGUACCCGCCGGCCGCCGGCUACGGCCAGCCGGGCUUCCCUCAGGCCGGCUUCGGCCCAGCACCCUACCCGCAGAUGCCUUACCCCCAGAUGCCCUACCCGCAGGGGCCCUACCCCCAAGGGCCCUACCCUCAGGGGCCCUACCAGCAAGGACCGGAUCAGCCAGGCUUUCCCGGGGACCCCUGUGCACCCGGCGGCAGCCCCGGUUACCACGGCGACGUGCCUCCGACCUACUACGACAACGAGGAUUUCACCAACUCUGGCUUUGAGGACAAGAGCAUCCGACAGGCCUUCAUCAGAAAAGUGUUCAUGGUCCUCACCGUUCAGCUGUUGGUCACCUUCUCCUUCGUUGCCGUAUUCACCUUCGUGGACGACGCCAAGGUGUUUGUGCGCCGGAACCCGUGGACGUACUACAUCUCCUACGUGGUCUUCCUCGUGUCCCUCAUUGUGCUCAGCUGCUGCGGGGAGUUCCGCCGCAAGCACCCCUGGAACUUGGUGGCGCUGUCCAUUCUGACCCUGAGCCUUUCCUACAUGGUGGGCAUGAUCGCCAGCUUCUACGACACAGACGCCGUCAUCAUGGCCGUGGGCAUCACCGCUGUGGUUUGCUUCACCGUGGUCCUCUUCUCGCUACAGAGCAAAUACGACUUCACUUCCUGUCAAGGCGUGCUGUUCGUGUGCCUGAUCGUCCUCCUCCUCUUCGGCAUCCUGUGCAUGUUCAUCCGCCACAAGAUCCUGCACAUCGUCUACGCCUCGCUGGGCGCCCUCUUGUUCACCUGCUUCUUGGCAGUGGACACCCAGCUGCUCCUUGGCAACAAGAAGAUGUCUCUGAGCCCCGAGGAGUACGUCUUCGCCGCUCUCAACCUCUACACGGACAUCAUCAAUAUUUUCCUCUACAUCCUGGCCAUUGUGGGACGCUCCCGCGAAUGAGCCAGGAGGGAGAAUGUGGGCCCGGGGAGGGAUGCCUUCCAUUUUUGUUGUUGUCUCUUUUCCUCCCCUUCCUCCAUUAUGCUCUUUAAAUUAAUGAACUUUUUUCACCGGUGUCGCCCUAAUGGUUGGUCUCUCUCGCUUCUAACGCUCCCCGCGCUUCUACUAACACAAAAUAGUUGCCCGCCGGCAACGCCACCCAGCCGUCGACCUACGUUUUGGCUCAGCACGUGGGCGCGUCUUUUAUCCCGUGGCUGUUUGGCACGCAGAACUGGAACUAUCCCUCCUCCUGUAACUGCAUGGCAAUGGCAGAAAAACACAACGCCCGUUUCUAUAGGUACAAGUGAAUAGCUCUUUCUAGUUAGUCCCAGCUGUAAAUGGUUGCGUGUACCACUAUACUCGAAUGCCACUCUACACUCAUUUGGGGAUGUGUUGCUUUAAGGCAGGGCUGUCCAAAAUUGAAGGAUGCGUGGGCCAUUUUUUAUAUUUUACGAGCCUUUGGUUAAUUAAAUGUGCUAAAACCAAUGAAAUGUAGAAACAAAGUAAUUUGUUUGUUAAAAAAAAAAAAACGGGAAUUGCUUGCAGUAAAUUCUCCAAUAAAUGAUUAUCAAAAAAUAUAUCUAAAUUUACAGUAUACAAUAAAAUACUAAAUAUUUAAUAAUAUAUAACAGCUUAAAUGUUUUCAUUUUCUGUAUAGUGCAACAUCAAUCAUGCCUUUUUAAGAAAUGAUUGACGCAGAAGAGUAGCUGUUUAAACACAAUUGUUAAGCUGUAAAAACACAAAUUGCCUCCAUUCACAUUGCUGUGACAGCCUUUGAAAUGAGUUAACAAGUUUGACAUAUAACUCAAAAUCGUAUCACUAGCCAGAAGCUGAGCUGCACUGUGUUUGUUUUCGGAAAAAUCUACACCACGAGUCAUUUGGGGGUUUUAGUAACAUUUCCACUUUUUCCCUUGUGAGCCUUUGCAUGUUCUUGAUGUUUUUCCAAAUUGUAUGUUCACAUUAUACCACUGGUCUUUAAUUAAAAAGGUGAAAAAUGGCCCCGCAGCCAGACUUGGGACGCCCCUGCUCUGACUUUUCCAGCGUGAUAAUUCAACUUUUAAAGGCACGAGAAUUAUAUACGACAAACAAGCUUUCUUCAUCGUUAUUUUUUUCCCCUUUCUCUUCCUGCUUAGUCAUCGGCGUGAAGUGAACGUUUUUCUUUUUAGUGCUGUAUUUUUCACGUUUCCAUUAGUGUGAAGUAUUGGUAAUGCUGCUCGUCAUUUGAAUUUUUUUUUUUUUUUUUUUGCGGGGGUUUGGGGUGACUGUUAAUGAAGUUAGCUGAACGCUGGAUUCACACAUGCAGUGAAGACAAAAUGCAUGAUAACUUAUUUAUUUAUUGAGCUUCAUGUAGAUGACUCUUGAGUUACUGACUCAGAACUGGAAAUGAAUAAACACUGGUAACAAAGUCACAUGCAGUGAAGACAAAUGCAUGAGAACUUAUUUAUUUGAGUUUCACAUUUAUGACACUUGCGUUGCUAACGCAGAACUGGAAAUGAUUCAACACUGGUUACAAAGUGACACUGAAGGUAGCACUGCGGUCUCCCGCAGUAUUUUUAAUUCUCUUUAAUUUUAGUUGUCAUCCCGUGCAUGGCCUGUCGCACGUGCAUUGUCAGCACACGGUAAUUUUUUUUUAAUUGGGAGGAUUUAUUUUUUGGGGGCAAAGAUGUUUGUAUCUAACGCAAAAGUGUAGGUGUACAUAGAAGUGCUUUGAUGUGUAUAGGCCUGGUACUCGUUUGGAUUGUAAUAAUGCAUUGAAUUUGAGUGGAACUGCAUUCCUCCUCACGCUGUCGGCUUUUCAUUAAAAACAUACCAUGUGGAACAUGUAA
This is a messenger RNA of Phyllopteryx taeniolatus (common seadragon), 3248 nucleotides long. RefSeq names its product glutamate receptor, ionotropic, N-methyl D-aspartate-associated protein 1a (glutamate binding) (gene grinaa). Bases 334 to 1386 code for a protein of 350 amino acids. The transcript is spliced from 7 exons. The record is from RefSeq and is a predicted model, not a curated record. Gene Ontology annotation, biological process: negative regulation of apoptotic signaling pathway. Gene Ontology annotation, cellular component: membrane; Golgi apparatus; endoplasmic reticulum. NCBI's taxonomy places the organism in Eukaryota, Metazoa, Chordata, Actinopteri, Syngnathiformes, Syngnathidae.